Molecule: messenger RNA, 4839 nt
Organism: Sciurus carolinensis (gray squirrel)
Lineage: Eukaryota; Metazoa; Chordata; Mammalia; Rodentia; Sciuridae
Gene: Ankrd44
Product: ankyrin repeat domain 44
Exons: 28
Coding region: 165-3338 (1057 amino acids)
Molecular function (GO): protein binding
Source: RefSeq, a predicted model, not a curated record
GGGAGGAGGAGGGAGGAGGCAGAGGAGGAGCAGGGGGAGGGCUGUCAAAUUCGGGAGCCAGAUUCUUCUCCCUUCCCCUGGCAAUCCCUUCCGCUUCCCCGGCUCCUGGCGUGACAUCUGCAGACCCGGGACCUGUAUGUGUGUGUUCGCGAAGGAGCGGAAGAAUGGCAGUGCUCAAACUCACUGAUCAGCCACCUCUCGUCCAAGCAAUCUUCAGUGGUGAUCCAGAGGAGAUACGGAUGCUCAUACACAAAACUGAAGAUGUGAAUGCCCUGGAUUCUGAGAAACGAACCCCUCUUCAUGUGGCCGCAUUUCUGGGAGAUGCAGAGAUCAUUGAACUCCUGAUUCUGUCAGGAGCUCGUGUGAAUGCCAAGGACAACAUGUGGCUGACUCCACUGCACCGGGCAGUUGCUUCCAGAAGUGAAGAAGCAGUGCAAGUACUGAUUAAGCACUCGGCUGAUGUCAAUGCAAGGGACAAGAACUGGCAAACUCCCCUACAUGUGGCAGCAGCCAAUAAAGCUGUCAAGUGUGCAGAAGUGAUCAUUCCCCUGCUGAGCAGCGUCAAUGUCUCUGACAGAGGCGGGCGCACAGCUUUGCACCAUGCGGCUCUGAAUGGACACGUGGAGAUGGUCAAUUUGCUCUUGGCCAAAGGGGCAAACAUCAAUGCAUUUGACAAGAAGGACCGGCGUGCCCUGCACUGGGCAGCAUAUAUGGGCCACCUGGACGUUGUGGCAUUGCUCAUUAACCAUGGUGCAGAAGUGACUUGUAAGGAUAAGAAGGGAUACACCCCACUGCAUGCUGCAGCCUCCAAUGGACAGAUCAAUGUUGUCAAACAUCUCCUGAAUCUGGGGGUAGAGAUUGAUGAAAUCAAUGUCUAUGGAAAUACAGCACUUCAUAUCGCCUGCUACAAUGGACAGGAUGCUGUAGUUAGUGAGCUGAUUGACUAUGGUGCUAAUGUGAACCAGCCGAACAACAACGGGUUCACCCCUUUGCAUUUUGCUGCUGCCUCCACUCAUGGUGCUUUGUGCCUGGAAUUGUUGGUAAACAAUGGGGCAGAUGUGAACAUUCAGAGUAAAGAUGGCAAAAGUCCACUGCACAUGACAGCUGUCCAUGGAAGGUUCACCAGGUCACAAACCCUCAUUCAGAAUGGAGGUGAAAUUGACUGUGUGGAUAAGGAUGGCAACACUCCUCUCCAUGUGGCUGCAAGAUACGGUCAUGAGCUUUUGAUCAACACCUUAAUAACCAGCGGAGCUGACACUGCCAAGUGUGGAAUCCAUAGCAUGUUUCCCUUACAUUUAGCAGCCCUAAAUGCUCAUUCUGACUGCUGCAGAAAAUUGUUAUCAUCGGGCUUUGAAAUAGACACCCCAGAUAAAUUUGGAAGAACGUGCCUUCAUGCUGCUGCUGCAGGAGGUAAUGUGGAGUGUAUAAAACUCUUGCAGAGCAGUGGAGCAGAUUUCCAUAAAAAGGACAAGAGUGGGAGGACCCCUUUGCACUAUGCAGCUGCAAAUUGUCAUUUCCACUGUAUUGAGACAUUAGUGACCACAGGAGCCAACGUUAAUGAAACAGAUGACUGGGGCCGGACAGCUCUGCACUAUGCUGCUGCAUCAGACAUGGAUAGAAAAAGUAAGACCGUCCUGGGAAAUGCCCAUGAAAAUUCUGAAGAACUUGAAAGAGCCAGGGAGCUGAAGGAGAAGGAAGCCGCAUUAUGUCUAGAGUUUCUGCUUCAAAAUGAUGCAAAUCCAUCUAUCCGGGACAAGGAAGGCUACAAUAGCAUACAUUAUGCUGCUGCCUAUGGCCACAGACAAUGUCUGGAAUUGCUUUUGGAAAGAACCAACAAUGGUUUUGAAGAAUCAGAUUCCGGUGCUACCAAGAGUCCACUCCAUUUAGCUGCCUACAAUGGGCACCAUCAAGCCUUGGAGGUCCUUCUGCAGUCACUGGUGGACCUGGACAUCAGGGAUGAGAAAGGCCGCACGGCUCUGGAUCUGGCCGCCUUUAAGGGACACACAGAAUGUGUGGAAGCACUUGUCAAUCAGGGUGCAUCCAUCUUUGUGAAAGACAAUGUAACCAAAAGAACGCCGCUUCACGCCUCAGUCAUUAAUGGUCACACCCUGUGUUUGCGGCUAUUAUUAGAAAUUGCGGACAACCCAGAAGUGGUUGACGUGAAAGAUGCCAAAGGACAAACCCCACUGAUGCUUGCGGUGGCAUAUGGACAUAUUGAUGCUGUGUCAUUGUUACUUGAAAAGGAAGCAAAUGUGGAUGCUGUUGACAUCAUGGGAUGCACAGCUUUACACAGAGGGAUUAUGACGGGACACGAGGAAUGUGUGCAGAUGCUGCUGGAACAAGAAGUGUCAAUCCUCUGUAAAGAUUCCAGAGGGAGGACACCCUUGCACUAUGCAGCUGCUAGGGGCCAUGCCACGUGGCUGAGUGAGCUGCUCCAGAUGACUCCUUCUGAGGAGGACUGUUGUUUCAAAGACAACCAGGGCUACACACCGCUGCACUGGGCUUGUUACAAUGGUAAUGAAAACUGUAUAGAGGUACUUUUGGAGCAAAAGUGUUUUCGCAAAUUUAUUGGUAAUCCUUUUACUCCGCUACACUGUGCAAUAAUAAAUGAUCAUGAGAAUUGUGCAUCCUUGCUACUUGGGGCCAUGGAUUCCAGUAUUGUCAGUUGUAGAGAUGACAAAGGCAGGACACCCCUUCAUGCAGCAGCGUUUGCUGAUCAUGUGGAGUGCUUGCAACUUCUUUUGAGGCACAAUGCUCAAGUGAACGCAGUAGACAAUUCAGGGAGAACACCACUGAUGAUGGCUGCUGAGAAUGGGCAGGCAGGCGCUGUGGAUAUUUUGGUGAACAGUGCCCUAGCCGAUCUGACCAUAAAGGAUAAGGACUUGAAUACACCCUUACAUUUGGCUAGUAGUAAAGGUCAUGAAAAAUGUGCCUUGUUAAUACUUGACAAGAUACAAGAUGAGAGCCUUAUUAAUGCGAAAAAUAAUGCACUGCAGACACCCCUCCAUGUUGCAGCACGCAAUGGCUUAAAGGUGGUAGUUGAAGAACUGCUGGCCAAAGGAGCCUGUGUCCUUGCUGUAGAUGAAAAUGGUCAUACCCCGGCCCUGGCUUGUGCUCCUAACAAAGACGUGGCUGACUGCCUGGCCCUCAUUUUGGCUACCAUGAUGCCUUUUUCUCCUUCCAGUACAAUGACGGCUGUCAACUUCGUUUGUUUUAAAAAAGACAAUUUGAGCAGGACGACCCUCUCCAAUCUGGGUAGCAUGGUUAGCCUGUGCAGUAACAACGUAGGCUCGGAGGACGGGUACAAUGAAAACGAUUCUGAUUCCGAAACCUUUUGACUUUGGACUAUAGAAGCUUUUCCUUCAUCACCCAUGUUGGAGGAAGGGAAAGAAGCUUGAAUUCCAUGUUUAUGCUGUGCUCAAGUAUUAUUUGGGGCCUGAGCUUCCAGAAGCCAGUAGAGAAGGAGUUAAUCCAAUCAAGGGAGGGCAGCUAGGCUGUAGGGUGAAACACUCACAAAGAUGGGCCCCGAGUUUGUUUCGUUUCAUGUUUUCCUUAGAUCUAAGAUACUUCUGUGAAAGUCUACCUCUCAUUUUAAGUAAGGAAUAAAAAAAAGUAUUUGAUUCUAUUUCUUUGGGGAUAAUGCAACAGAGAGGCAACUGUUCACUAUAAAGAAUUUUUUUGUGUGUGUAUUCAGCAGUGAGUUUUCAGAAGUAUAUCAAUGUGACAUUCAUGUCCCCUGGGAGGGGAGGGAAGAAGUAGUUAGGAAAUGCCUCAAACCUCUUCUCACUCUGAUGUUUACUUCCUCACUAGAAGCCAAAGGUAAAGAUGUUCAUCUUCAGAAAUAAUGCCUAUAAUCGUCUUUUUAAGGGAGUUCAACUAUUCCUAUCCUCUCUGUAGUAAGCACUUAAAUAUCCAGAACUUCUUUCUGAAGAUCUUUGUUAAAGUUGCCAGAUGAAAGGAAAGAAUGAACUUGCUUUUUUCGUUUAACACAAGUAUGGCACCCAAUGCUCCCCAUAACAUGACUAAUUUUCUCUCAAGUGAUUGAACCCCAAUCUAUCUAGUAAAAUUGCAGAUGAAAAUUAUAUUGCACCAAAACUUUAAGACAAUGUGCAAAUUUAAUAUUAAAUUAUCCUUUGUUAAUUUGUCCUUAAAUCAAAAUACUAACUUUUUAAAAACAUCUGAGUCAUCAGCAUUGUUCAUCAAUAGUAAAAUGUUAAAUGAGCUUCUCAGUCAAGGUCAUGCCAAGUGAGUGAAAGUUUGACUGCAAAAGGGAACCAAGAAAGUGAAAGCAGAAAGUAGAAAUGGGUGAUAUGGAAAUUAAAGCCAAUUGCCAGUUGCUUGAUGAUGAAAUCAACGUAGUGAAUACUGUGUCUACUCCCUCUGCCAAAGCUUCUAGGUCAAAUGGACCCCGUUCCGCACCUGGAACAGCUGUACAAAAAGAAGAAUGAGACUUUUUUAAAAUUAUGCACACACACACACACACACACACACACACACACAUACAUCUGUGUAUAUAUAUGUAUGUAGCUCAUCAGCAAGCUAUACAUGAGGACCAAAAUGCUUCAGUCUAAAGUGGAAGAUUUAAAUUUUUUUCCUUCAAAAUGCAAGUGAGAACUGUAGUAGCUUUUCUAUGGAGUUAAAGUGUAAUCUUUUUGUGUACCAGUCUUUGUUGUAUUUUAUAUUUCUUAUGACACAGAUUUCUAGUUGAUGGCUUAACAUUUGUAACUGAUGAUGUGUUGACCAUAGUUUAUUUUUUUGCCAAACUAGAGAAAAAUGUCUGUCUACUUUUGAUGUAAAUGUGUUUAUAUUUAUUUGAAUGAAACAAAUGCUGAGGAAACA